AACGACGGGAUGUCUCUACCUCGGGGGGUGGGACUCGGUGUGGACGUUGGCCAACUGAUGCAGCAACAACAGCAGCACCACGUUUUACCAGCGGCAUUUUUCCUCCGAGCAAGUGCCGAGCGUUAUCAAAGAACGCCGAAAUGCGCGAGGUGCAGAAAUCACGGGGUAGUUUCGGCCCUCAAGGGACACAAGCGUUACUGUCGAUGGCGUGACUGUGUCUGUGCAAAGUGCACCCUCAUUGCCGAGAGACAACGAGUCAUGGCUGCCCAGGUCGCUUUGAGAAGACAGCAAGCUCAGGAGGAGAGCGAAGCGAGAGAACUAGGUUUGCAGUUGCAGUACAGCAACAAUUGCACACCGUCGCCAGGUUCCGGAAAUUUGCCGGUUCCACCGGCUGGCGAAAGCCCCGUUCAUCCUCAUCAGCACGCGCACUCAAAUCCCACCAUGGCAAUCCCCCCAAGUUCUCAGCUUCAGACUCAGCUACAGCAAACGCAACUUCAGGGAAGUUUGCAGCAGCUUCGAGUACCGCAGGAAGAUUAUCAGACCACCAAUUUGAAGACCGAGAAAAACGAGUCGACGCGAACUUCUCCCGUUCCAGGUCCAAAGCGCGCCAGAAUCUCCGUGGACUCUGCAGGUGAGGAUUCGGAGGACCACGACUCGGCCGGGGAUCACAUGCACGAAAAUCAUCCUCUGGAGCGUGCCGGAAGUCGGCACCAAGUGCCCAACGCUUGCCCGAUUCCGAACUCCACCUCGAGCGACUUUACGACAGAACUGGAGGCUCCGCCGUCAAGGAGGAGUACGAACGGCUCAGAGUCCGCGAGUCCUGAUCCUCGAGAUUCCCCGGUUGAGAACACGCCUCCCUUGACACCGGCCCUAACACCGCAACGCGAGGAUACGCCUGCCCCGGAGAACCUGAGUCUGCGUAAAACCGGAAGCCCUCAAGCCCAGCAGACGCCCCUUCAGACAAACCUUGUUCAGGCUCAUCACAGCCCGCCGCCUCAUUCGUUAACGACAGCAGCUCACUUUUCCCCAUACGCGCCGCUUUACGGACCAGCGGCAAGUUCGCUCUACUGCGCCCCGUCUCUGUACCAACAUCAGCAUCAGCACCACCUCCACGAGCAACGAGAUUUGCAAAUGCAAAUGCAGGGAAUUCAGCACUGCAAUUUGCAGAUUCAGCAGAGAUCGCCGGUCGACGUACUCCUACGAGUGUUUCCGGGUCGUCGUCGAGCCGACGUCGAGGCUCUGCUUCACCGAUGCAAAGGCGACGUUGUCUCGGCAAUGGAGGUAAUGGUCUGCGAGGACGCCCUGCACCCAAAAUCGGCCUUUUCACCACUCGCCGGGGCGCUGGCGUCGGCCGCAGCCGCAGGACUCGCAGGAGCGGCAUCGAGCGCCUAUUCGCGCAGCGCUUACUGCACAGCGGCAGCCUCCCUGGCCCAAAGCCAAGGCCUACCGAAUCCGAAUUCGACCCCGCCAACCAGGCACAGAUUCCUGGCGGCCCCUUACACGGGGACCGGUUACCUCCCCACGGUAAUAAGGCCGCCGAAUCAGGGGCCCCAGGACUUUGGGGCCCACAAUAACGGGGCGAGUACAGGCGACGCCUACAGAGAAAUGAGCCCCGAUAACGCGAGCGACAAGACUAGCUACUCCGAGUGAUACAUCGGCGGCUACUAUCAGCACGCUAGCUUCUAUCAGUAGCCGCUUAUCGCCAAAUUAGUGCAGACAAGAGGUUACCAGAGGAAGGCCAAUC
Molecule: messenger RNA, 1744 nt
Organism: Diprion similis
Lineage: Eukaryota; Metazoa; Arthropoda; Insecta; Hymenoptera; Diprionidae
Gene: dmrt99B
Product: doublesex- and mab-3-related transcription factor A2
Exons: 5
Coding region: 10-1650 (546 amino acids)
Biological process (GO): sex differentiation; regulation of transcription by RNA polymerase II
Cellular component (GO): nucleus
Molecular function (GO): DNA-binding transcription factor activity, RNA polymerase II-specific; RNA polymerase II cis-regulatory region sequence-specific DNA binding
Source: RefSeq, a predicted model, not a curated record